This is a messenger RNA of Cynara cardunculus var. scolymus (artichoke), 804 nucleotides long. Its product is annotated as ribosomal L1 domain-containing protein 1-like. NCBI's taxonomy places the organism in Eukaryota, Viridiplantae, Streptophyta, Magnoliopsida, Asterales, Asteraceae. The record is from RefSeq and is a predicted model, not a curated record. The transcript has a single exon. Bases 1 to 804 code for a protein of 267 amino acids.
AUGGCUGCAGUUAACUCCGGCGAAACUCAAUCAAAGCAGAGGAUUCCUCGAGACGCCGUACGGAAAGCGGUGAUCUCUCUGCUUAAAUGGAAAAAGAAGCAAAUGUCCGAUCAGAAAAAUCCGAUUUCCGGCGACGUCGAUGAUUUCAUCUACCUUCUCUUAACUCUCAAGAAAAUCCCCCAUAAAGACUUCACCACAAGCCCUAAAAAGAUACCCCUUCUCCAUUCUUUGCACACCUCGCCGGAAUCUUCCCCCAGUUGCCUCAUAAUCGACGACCGGCCAAAACCCAACUCCCAGAAACUAACCUUUGAGUACGCCGACAAAAAGAUCAAAUCUUUAGGCAUACCCAUCACGAGAAUCAUCAAACUUUCCAAGCUGAAAUCAGAUUACAGAUCUUUCGAGUCAAAAAUGGAACUUUUUAACUCAUUUGAUGUCUUCUUAGCUGAUCGGAGAAUAAAUGAGAUGCUGCCGAAGAUAUUGGGGAAGGUGUUCUACAACAAGAAGAAAAAGAUUCCGGUGCCGGUGGAAUUACGGCGAGAUGGGGAUUGGAAAGAGGAGAUUGAAAAGGGGUUUUGUAGUUCUUUAUUGUGGUUAAGUAAUGGGACUUGUAGUGUGGUGAAAGUUGGUAAAUUUGGGGCAAUGGAGGUGGAGGAGAUUGUUGAUAAUGUGGUGGCUGCCGCUGGUGGAGUGGUGGAGGUGGUGCCCAAGAAAUGGGUGGGGUUGAAGUCGUUUCAUUUGAAGUUUUUUGAUUCUUUAGCAUUGCCAAUUUACCAAAAGGGGGUGAAACAUGAAUCAAAGACUUGA